Messenger RNA from Prorocentrum cordatum, 996 nucleotides. The record is from the annotation of a GenBank genome assembly. Lineage: Eukaryota; Dinophyceae; Prorocentrales; Prorocentraceae.
AUGAAGAACGCGCUUGGGUGUUGUACGCACAGCCGCAUGGAUCAGGGGCUGCACGAGUAUCUUCCUUCGGUGGAUGCCGAUCUGCUGGCCGGCAGGCUCCACAGCUUCGCCGAUUUGGCUCAGCUCCAGUCGAGCAUGUGCGAGCUGCACUUCCCCAACGGGCGCCUUCCCAAGCGGGCCGCCGACGGCGAGGCCGCGGGCGCCCCUGCCCUCGGCAAAGCCAAGCCGCCCCCGCCCAGGCAGGGCGGAGGCGCAGCCGCGGGCUCCGGGGGACAGAGCGCCGCCGCAGGCAGCGGUCAGCAGCAGAACGCAGCAGGAGACAAGAAGAACCGCAACCGCCACCAGGGCAAGGUCAAGGACAUGGGCUUCAACAAGAAGCAAGCGGCUUUCAUCGACGUCAUGGUCAAGCAGGUGCUGCUCACCACGCAGAUGGCGCGGGACCUGUGGGCCGCGGGCGUGGACGCGUUCUUCAUGGACGCGGACGCGCCAGAGGUGGCCGCAGCCAGCGAGUGCGGGGUGGCAUAUUCACGCGAAAUCCGAGCCGGCGGGAAAGGCCACCAGCUCGGUCCACCUCACCAUCAUAAAUUCGAUGGGUUUCUCAGCAAGUUGCUCGAGCGUGGAGUCGCGCUGGGACAGCUGACGCACGCAAGACUCAAGCUCAGGCACGACAAAGCAUGGUUGGAGCUGCAGGCCGAGGAGCUGCACGACAUGCUGCGGCUGUUCCGAGCGAUGAAGUGCUACGACCAGUCCACGCGCAAGAUACACAUCAUGCUAAGAGACGUGCCGAUGGACCAGCCCUCGCCAGAGUCCGACGAGCAGCCGCUGCCUUCCCCCAUACAAGGCCGCGGCCUGCUGCACAAUGCGCCGGCAGAGGCAGGGGCUCGCAGGGUCCUGGGCGCGGCGCCCCCUGGCGCCAUGGGGGGGAUCAUGCAAAACCCUGUGGACGGCCAGGAUGCUCGUGCGCGAUUGAUGGCAAGUCCUGGCCUUCGGGAGUAA